UGGGCCCACCCAAGCAUCCCCCCCCACAAGCACUUCCCGCCGUCUCAGCCGCUUCUCUCUGUCUAUCUAUUCAUUCGUCGCACGCUACCCACUCGCUGCCCUCACUCGCUGCCAGAACCCAUACCCGCCGCCCGCUUCCUCCUGCCCGGCCCGUCCUCUCCCGUCCUCUCCAGCUAGUGCAUUCCUCGGUGUCGCACCGCACUCGCAAGUCACCGGGCACUCAGAGACCAUAUAUACCUACCUCCUUCCCCAACGUUGUUGUUCGGCCCGCUGGAACCCCUCUCGCACGCUGCUGCCACAUACAUAGCAGCCGCAAACCGUCCUUGCACUCCCGUCUCCGUUCUCGAAAAUUGGGGACGUCGCAACUCCCCAGCGACGAAAGCAAGCGUGGGAUCCCACUCACCUGUCCGCAACAAUGCUGGUUGAAGCAGACACCAAACACGGCGACCGCAACGCCCAAGCGUUCCAACUACCCGUCUUUGACUCCUCAGACGAGCAGGACCCGCCCAUAGUCGACACCGAAGACGAGGAUGAGGUCACUCGCUGUGUCUGCGAGCGUGUCGACUCAUUUGGUGUCAUGGUGCAGUGCGAGGACUGUCUUGUAUGGCAGCACUGUGAGUGCAUGCAUGUCAACCCGAAACGGCUGCCGAAACACUACUUUUGUGAGGAAUGCAAGCCUGGGAAUCAUCCUAACUUUGAUGCCAUAAAAGCCGCCCACCAAGCAGCCCGCGAGUCACCACCAGAGCCAGUCGUCAACGUCUCCGGCAAACGACGAAGCACCAUGAACAGCCGAGAAGCAGCACAACCGUACAGCGAGCUCUUGUUACUGAAACCGGGAAGCACUGUGCCGGCGGAACAACAACAACACGCGGGCACCCUGUUUUCUGGACCUGAACGACCUCGCCGACGGAGUUCGGCUGAUGUUGUGAACUACAGUGGAUCGCGAAUGCUAAGACGGCCAUCGAGUAGUCUUGCUAAACCUGAGGGCAAGGAGAUUGAUAUGGCACCCAAAUCCCAGUCCCCAACAAGUCUCUACAGCGUGGAAGAAAAGUCGUCCAGCAAGAACGGCAAGCGGAAACGAAAAAGCAGCGGCAACGUCGCUCUGCAAGACACGACCAGCCAUAAGCGCCGAAACGAUACCUCCGACGAAUUCGUAUACCCCGCCCGGCCCGAGAGCGGUUCUGGGAGACAAGACACGGCAGAAACCACUUCCUCCCGAAAACGGCGAGACGCCCACGACGAGGCUGACGCCGUUCCACCGAAAGGCGGCAAACGCGCAAAGGGAGACUCGGCGAGGAGUCGUGCAAGUGCCAACAGUGCAACCACCGCACCACUACAAUCAUCGCACACAAAAGUCAACGGAGGCAGCAAGAGCACCCGCUUACCACGAAACGCACAGAACGGGGGGUCGGCAGGUACGUCCUCACGCCGCCAACAAGCCCAAAACGGCCAAUCCGCCGCCUCACAAGACCCCGAUACCACCCGCACCCACCACCACCACCACCACUCCUCUGCCACCCACUCCUCCACCCACCACGGCGACCAACACCCAGAUCGACCCGUCAAGCCACGCAUCCCACACGCCAAAUCCUCCCUCGGCGAGAUGAACAAACGCGUCAAGCAUUUGUCGGACUACAUCACCCGGCUGCAGAUGGUCAUGGCCUCGGAAACAAAGGUCGAUUCCCUGCUCGUACCUACGAAACCCAAGGUGGUGAACAACAACGAUACCCCUACACCCAUAACGCCCACGUCCCAUUCUACUUCUUCUGCGGAUGUGAAUGGCCAAAACCGCGCGGACACCAAACCCGCCGCCGCCGCCGCCGUCGACGGCCCAAUAUCACCCAUCAGCCCUGCAAAAUCAUCAUCACCGGCCGACGACCCGAAAACGGACCCAUCGGCACCGUUACCGGAUGCGAUGAAACAGGAAACGAGCGUCCAAAUGCUCGAUCGGCUGAAUCUGUCGUUGAUCAAGUUUCAGGAACGGUUUGGGGCGAUGCAUUCGGGGACGGGGCAUUCUAAGCGGUAGGAAAGAUCUCCGAUGGAUUGUGUUGGGCAGGUGUGGAUUUGAGGAUCCUUGGGGAGACCCUUUUCUUUUCGGGGUGGUUUUGCAGAAGGAGGUUCCGGCCCACCAUUGCGGCGUUGCGCACCCAUCGCAUCCCCCUUGCAUAGUUGCAUACACAUCCCCCCGUCAGCUCACUCGACUCCUGGCUCUGCUUGCUCUGUAAAUUUUUUGGGGGGGUCUCAAAUGAAACUGAAUGAAAAAGGGCCAAAAGUCCGACCGUUUCCAC
Molecule: messenger RNA, 2288 nt
Organism: Fimicolochytrium jonesii
Lineage: Eukaryota; Fungi; Chytridiomycota; Chytridiomycetes; Spizellomycetales; Powellomycetaceae
Exons: 5
Coding region: 416-2026 (536 amino acids)
Source: RefSeq, a predicted model, not a curated record